This is a messenger RNA of Colletotrichum higginsianum IMI 349063, 1050 nucleotides long. Its product is annotated as Pumilio domain-containing protein. The transcript is spliced from 3 exons. The record is from RefSeq and is a predicted model, not a curated record. The coding region runs from base 1 to 1050 and encodes 349 amino acids. NCBI's taxonomy places the organism in Eukaryota, Fungi, Ascomycota, Sordariomycetes, Glomerellales, Glomerellaceae.
AUGGACGAGCUGCGCUUCCGAUCUCAACAACAACAGCAUCAACCUCUCCGUAACGAUUCCACGAUGAACACGCUCGUCUCGCCCCCGCGGAACGGCAACCGCCUCCCGCAGCCUGUGCAGGCCCAUGAUGGGCGAGGUGCCCUCCCUCGCCGCUUCACCACCGACUCGGGGCGUGUACCAACAUUGUCUUCCAUUACCGGCCAGCGCGUCCCUGACCUCGGUGGUCAAGAUUACAGCAAUGUACGUUCAUCCCCUUCGCUCAUGGCGCUGCAACCAAACCCCCCCAUCCGGCUAUGCAGCUCCUGUCAUGGCGCGCCCGUCUUCGUAGCAAUGCGACUGACACCUGGUUUCCAGACUUUGCACAAAGUUCAAUUGCCGGCGCAGAUUGAGAAGAAGAAGAUCGAGUACGAGAGACUCCGCGAGCAGAGGCGUCGUUUCGAGAUGGAGAUGCAGAAGCUGGAGCAAGCCCAACGUCGCGAAGAGAUGGAGCUCGCCAAGAUGCAGGACGACCUCCGCCACGGCCACCAGUCGGAGCCCACGACGCCCCCCGAAUACCACGAGUCCUCCUCCGGCUUCCCUACCAUGUUCUCGCGCCCGAACCGAUACUCGACCUCGAGCCUGACGUCGCCCCCGGGCCUGUUCAACCGCCCUGGCCGCUCGGGGUCGCAGCUCACCUCGCCCCAGUCGACCCUGAUGCAGUCCCGCUUCAACUUCGACGACCACAUGCCGUCCCGUUCCGUUCCGGGCUCCCGUAGAAACAGCGACGAGGACGAGAAGGAGGAGGCCGUUCGCCAGGACCCGACUAGCCACCGGUCCUCCAACGCGAACGACUGCGAUCCCAAGGCUUUCCCUGCCUCAGAAAGCUAUGCAGAAAAAAAUCAUGGACGGAAGGCGCUUCAGAGCACGCGCAAGAGCUCCUGCCGUUCGAGUCAAGUCAAACUCGCUUCCCUCUGCCUCGAAAGCUCAACAUUGGCUCCUUCCACAAACCACCUCCCUCUGGACCUUCCGGCCUACUGGCCUACCGACCUCCCUUCGUCAAUAAAAGCCUGA